AUGCCUCCCGCCGGUGGCCCCCGCACACCGCGCCCGCACGCGCUGCCCCGCAGCCUGUCCCGCCUGCGCGAGUGCCCGGGCCGUUCCCGCAUCGUGCUGGCUCUCGGGGCCACGCAGAUGGCGCUCGGAUGCCUCAUCGUGGCCGUGAGCUUCGCGGCGCUGGCUCUCACCACCUCCGCCCGCGUGCGCCACUCCUGCCCUUUCUGGGCCGGCUUCUCGGUGCUGCUGUCUGGACUUAUUGGUGUUGUCUCCUGGAAGAGGCCUCUCUCGCUUGUGAUCACCUUCUUCAUGCUGCUCUCCGCGGUGUGUGUGAUGCUCAACCUGGCCGGCUCCAUCCUCUCCUGCCAGAACGCUCAGCUCGUCAGCUCCCUCGAAGGCUGCCAGUUGAUCAAGUUCGACAGCGUGGAGGUGUGUGUAUGCUGUGAGCUGCAACACCACUCGUCUGGAUGCAGCAACCUCGGGGAGACACUGAAGCUGAACCCGCUACAGGAGAACUGUAAUGCUGUGCGGCUGACCUUGAAGGAUCUCCUCUUCAGUGUCUGUGCCCUCAAUGUCCUCUCCACCAUUGUGUGCGCCCUGGCCACAGCUGUGUGCUGUAUGCAGAUGGUGUCCGCUGAUGUCCUGCAGAUGUUCUUCCCACAGAGGUCUCACUCUGCCAACACUGCCUGUGUGACUCCCCACGGCACCAUUCUCCACCAGACUCUGGACUUUGAUGAGUUUAUUGCUCCACUUCCGCCUCCGCCCUACUACCCUCCGGAGUACACCUGUACGCCCACAGCGGAGGCCCACAGGGGUCUCCAUCUGGAGUUCUCUUCCUCGCCAUUCAGCACUCUGUAUGAUGUCGCCAUCAACAGUCCUGGCAUGCUGUACCCUGCUGAGCUGCCCCCACCAUAUGAGGCCGUGGUGGGUCAGACACCCGCCAGUCAGGUUGCAAGUGUCGAUCACCAGGUGGUUGACUCCAGUUCCGGGGACCCAAACACUGCGGCGGACUUCAGCACGCCAGUGCCUGCCAGUAGCACGAGUCUCCCAACAUCAGAGGGUGCCACCUCACUGGCUCCAAGCCACCCAUCCCCUGAUGGCACUUUAGACACCCCACCGCCUCUUCUACCUGCUUCAGUCCCUCACCACAUGUCUCCAGAGGCAACAAGCUUGAGCAGACAGGCACAACCAAGCCCAGGGCGUGUGGCCCGCUCAGCCAGCGACCCCACCUCCUGCACAUCCAGUGAAGCAGUCUCCACAUCACGCCCAGCCAUGGCUGCCCGUCAGCACCUGCUCUCAUCUAGUGGUGACCCAGAUACCUGGAAAACGGACCAAGGGACCAAGCCAGAGACCUUACAGACUGUCUCCAAAGAGCGGCCACACUCUUUAGUGGAGAGCAAGGCCUAUGCAGACACCAGGGUUCUGGUAGCUAAGUUUUUGGAACACACACACUGCAGCCUCCCUACAGAGGUGCGACAUGUGGUGGGCACCAUACGAUCAACGGCCACCUCGGAGGAGCCCAGGGUGGAAGAGGCCAUCUUUGGUGCUGGUGUCCUGGACCAGCUAUGAAACAGCUACGGGCCUCGAUAUGGACAUUGAUGGGCCCAGUGCCAGCAAAGUCUUGUCCUGCAAGAUGCCACCAUGGUUGGCCUUUGGCCUGCUGGGCUGAGAACAUCCAGGAUAUCCAGGAGGAUCGCUGGUGGCCUGGGCAAGGAACUGUUAUUCUUUCUCCCAUCAGUUGUCUUCCUGGGGACUGUGUGUUCCCUGUCCCACUAACUCAGAGAUGUUUUCUCUCCUGCCCUUAGUGAGCUCUGGUUGCUUCAGAGGCAUAGCACCUCUUGAACUGAAGAAUGUGAUGGGAAUACCAAUCCUGGGACAGGUGACACUUGUGGAACUGCACAAGACACUGCAUCUGUCCCAAGUCAAGGCCUUUAACACAUGAUGCUCCUCUGUGCCUGGUUUGGUUCAGUGUUACAAGAAUAGAGGGAAGCAGCAGUGGCAAUGGAGCCAUGUGGCUGGUAUCACUCUACAAUGAAACCUUUAUCAGAUUCCGACCCAUUACUUCCUCUCAAAGGCAAUAGCUGAUGUUCGCAUAGCCUGGGACCAUCGUUUCGCUCGCUGGGCUAUCGUGCAAAUAAAUCCACAAUGAAAGCUUUCCUACAUACUCUUGGGAAGCAAGCAUGUGCCACAAGGGCUUGAAAUGCCCACCUCCUUGUGUACUGGGCCUCCCAACUAGGCCUCGGUCUGUGGGUUGCUAUCCCCACCUCCUCCCUCGGCCCCUCCCCCAUGGUCUCCCAUCCUUUAACCACAGCAAAUAAUUGUUACUUGUGUCUUAACAAUAUGCCCCCUCCUCAUCCAUUGGAGGACUUCCCCUCAUAUCUGAUCUCACCUAAUUGUGCUGGGUAGGUCUCUUUCUGGGCUAGGAAGCUACUGUCUGCUAUAGGUACACCACCAGCUAAGGUAAGCCUGUCUCAUGACCCAGACUUGUCUCUUCUUGCACACCUGUGGUGAAGGAUACAGAUGGUCAGUUUCUUGUUUCUAGUAGGAUGCCAAUGGUGGACAUCUAGAAGCAAGGCAAACCCAGCUGAGGCACAUCCAGGUGGCUUGGGGCAAAAUGGCCACCCCAGACUUUCUUGUCUGCUUCAGACCUCAUUUUCUAGCAAGAUCAACAGCAAGUACUUCUCAGCAAUGGGUCUGGAGCAGCACUGCUUGCAAGAACUGCCUGCAAGAACCAGAAAUGCCCAUGUCUGGUUCAUCCUGGGCGGCAGCUAUAAUCACAGAUCACUGCGCUGCAAUGGGCCUGUGAGCCUCAAUACAGGUACAGAAGGCUUGAGUCCGUGGGUAGUGCCAGGGUGGACCAGAGGGUACCUUCCAUUGUACCAGCCCAGCUGGUAGGCGUAGGCAGCUCUUCUCUCCGUUUUGCCUGCCCUUGUCCAUCCUUCUAGUACCCUGAUUCAGCACCCAAAUUCCCUGUAGCCAACAUGCUGAAGACCUCUGUGUGUUUGGAAGCUGUGGCGCUUCAGCCCACACAUGGCCUCGGAAAACCCCUAGCAGCGAUCCCAUCGGUCCAUGCCCCAAAGGCUUUACCAUUUCCAUAAGCUGUCGCCUUCCUGAGGUAGAGAGCUGAAAAAUAUAGAUCAGGCAUUUGACAGCAACCUUGCCUUUUCCACAGGAGACAUAAGAGAUGAAUUUUUGAGCACUUUAUUCAGACUAUAAAACUCCAAUUUUCCCUCAAGUGAGAACUUUGAAAACACCCCAGAGCAAAUCCCUUACAGCAGAAUGGCCUGCCCCAAGCUUCUUAACACAAAGUACUUUUGUGCCUGGCUGCUGGGCAUUCUUACCAUCUCAAAGACGGGAUGAAGUGAGGCAGUGGCAGGGUGUCGCCUGAUUGGAGGGUCCAUGCAGCAGUGUGCUUUAACACUUAUGGAUCUCAGAACAAGCUAUGAGCCAAGAGAAGCCAGUACCAACCCCAUCCCAACUGACCCAAGCUCUGAGGUGUUUUCAUAGUGUGGCCAGGGAGCCCAGUUUCUGGAUACAGCACAGGACACGGUGACCCUCAUGCUGCCUCUUUACAGAAGGCCCUCAGCUAUCACGUGGCACUCCUGCCUCAAGCCGCACUUCCCCUCAGGUGCAGGCUAACACUAUACCACCUGGAAGCCCUGGGUCCCAGACAUUCUCAAGGAAGUGGUACACACAAACCAUUCUAGCCAGGUUAUGAGAUGGCUCCCCUAAUGGACUUAUAUGAUGGACAAAGAAACGACAGCACUUCAUGCUAUUGGGUGGGUGUUAGAUGACAGGUAUGUCAUUGUUCAUCUUCUCAGGGCCCCGGACGGACCAAAAGGGCAUUAAAAAUGCCCAAGCUCCAGGCUUCCAGGAAGUCAGCGGUAAUGAUAACAGCUACUAGACAAUGGUCUUGCAAUUUGACUUGUCUCUUCUAGGUCCUUUAACCCUGCCUCAGUGGUGAGCUGGUACUAGGAACUCCAGGCAGUAUGUGGGUCCCCUGCUGAAACAAAAGCUGUCUUCCUUCCCAUUGCUUGCACAACCUUCCAUUUUGGAAGGUCUGUCCCUGCUUCUUUUGCUGAUAUCUGAACCGGGCCCAAUAGUAAUCAUUUGGGAGGAGAUGCUCUCAUGCCUGGCUUGCCAGGUCCUAGGCCUUCAGUACCCCCACACACACACACCAGUCAGUAUCUUCUAGGACAUCCUUCAACUCUGCUUGGGGGCAGGAAGAUGCUGAUGUGAACCCACUGUGAGUAGCAACUCUACUGUGAGGAAGGCUGGAGGCUUCAUGACAAGGACUUAAGCCUCCUUCCCAGGGAGGCUCUGAUAAAAUUUGAAAUGUUUGUGAUCAGCCCUGGAGUGGAAGCUCAUUUUGUCUCUUCUCCCCCUACCCCAUUUGGCUGUGUCAGCCCACAGCUGCUGCUGAGGCAGAGUUUAUAGGAAAUUGUUUUCAGGCCACCAGAGAACUGUUUGUACAACUUGAAAGGUUGUAUUUAUUUAAUGUACCUCAAGGUGUUUUAAUAAUGAUCAGUGUUUUAAUAAAAAGUAUUUCUGGUCUC
Molecule: messenger RNA, 4535 nt
Organism: Arvicanthis niloticus (Nile rat)
Lineage: Eukaryota; Metazoa; Chordata; Mammalia; Rodentia; Muridae
Gene: Entrep2
Product: endosomal transmembrane epsin interactor 2
Cellular component (GO): membrane
Source: RefSeq, a predicted model, not a curated record